This is a messenger RNA of Actinia tenebrosa (Australian red waratah sea anemone), 1903 nucleotides long. RefSeq names its product steroid 17-alpha-hydroxylase/17,20 lyase-like. NCBI's taxonomy places the organism in Eukaryota, Metazoa, Cnidaria, Anthozoa, Actiniaria, Actiniidae. Gene Ontology annotation, biological process: progesterone metabolic process; hormone biosynthetic process. Gene Ontology annotation, molecular function: steroid 17-alpha-monooxygenase activity; heme binding; iron ion binding. The record is from RefSeq and is a predicted model, not a curated record.
AGCGUAUCAUGUCGACACUCAUAAAACAUUCCUAAACUUGACUCUUCCAUCAACCGAGACAACCGUCCCAGACGAAGCACUAAAGCAGAACAACAUACACGUCAGGAAUAUUCAAGAUGAUUAUAGAGCUAGCUCUCUUCGCUGUUACAGUCUUCUUCAUUUAUCACUUCUUUUUCGAAUUUCGUGGAAACAACUUGCCCCCUGGUCCAGCACCAUGGCCUAUCAUCGGCAAUGCGAAUCUGCUAAGCCAAGAAAUGCACCUAAGCUUGACAAAAGUGGGUGAGCAGUACGGCAAGAUCUAUCGCAUCUAUCUUGGCCACAAAUUAAUGAUUGUCUUGAGUGGCGAUGCCAUCAAAGAAGCUCUCGUAAGACAGCCAAAAGACUUCGCUGGACGUGUAGAACCUCCAUUUAUUGUCAAAAGAGGCCCAGGUCUGCCCUUGAUGGAUUAUGGUGCAAAGUGGAAGCUUUACCGUAAACUGGGGCACUCAGCCAUUAAAAUCUACGGAGAGGGACGCUUACAAGAGGUCAUUUCAAAGGAAGUCGACGAACUCUGCAAAAGAUUGGAGGCUGAGGUUGGAAAGCCUCUGGAUAUUGCAAUUCAAUUCAACAUGGCUGUCACCAAUGUGAUUUGUACUAAGUUACUUGGUCAGAGAUAUGAAAUUGAUGACCCGGAGUUUCUUAAGAUUUACAAUAUUAACGACCAGAUCACGAGAGUCAAGUUCAUCGGCGCCUCUUUUCAAAAGCUUUUUCCUUUUCUGAAGUUCUUUUUGCCACAAGACGAGCAAACAAAACUGCUUGAAAAAAUGGCGAAUGAGCGAUUCGAGUUUUUGAGUCAAAAAUUUGUUGAGCAUAAAAAGAAAUUUGAUGGCGAGACGAUCCGUGACUACAUAGAUGCCCUUUUGUAUACCAAACAACAGGCUGAGACGGAGGAUCACGCCAACCAGAAAUAUCUUGAUGAUGACACCAUUGUGACUGCAGGUAUAACUUCUCUCUUUACAGCUGGUUCUGAAACCACUUCUACUACCCUCGGUUGGGCCAUAGCCUACUUGCUACACAACCCUGACAUCCAAGAACGCCUUUAUAAGGAAAUCCAUGACGUCAUUGGCAGUGAUGAGUUCCCCAAUCUGAACCAAAAGAAAAUGUUGCCGACACUGGAAGCGUUUACUGCCGAAACCCAACGCAAAGCCAAUCUGGUGCCAUUGGCAAUUCCACACAAGACAACAGACGACACAGUUUUGGAAGGGUACAAUAUUCCAAAAGAUACUACUGUCAUGGCGAACUUGUGGUCCCUUCAUCAUGACCCCACCAUCUGGCAGGACCCCUUCAAGUUCAAUAUUGACCGAUUCUUGGAUGAAGAAGGCAAUUUCAAGUCACCAGUGGGAGGAACGUUCUUGCCAUUUGGAGCAGGUCCACGUGUAUGUCUUGGUGAAGUUCUUGCCCGCUCUGAGUUGUUUCUCUUUCUGUGUCGGCUUCUGCAGCAGUUUAAGUUUGAGACUCCACAAGGAUGUGAGCUACCUUCGUUGGAAGGACAUGCAGCUGCUGUUUUGCAUCCAAAGCCGUACUUGGUUUGUGUCAAAAAACGUUAGUGAAAAGGACAGAUGUAGACUUUACUUUGAUUGCAUAAAUCCCUUGCUCUAGAUUCCAAAGUAACUCAAUUUGAAGGAUAAAACAAUACAAUUGCAAUUCUUAGGAGAGUAGAAUUCUAUUCAUUCGUUUGUCUUUUCCACAUUUAGCUGCAUUAGGAGUCUAUAGUAAAUAUGAACAGCAGUAACAACAGCCUAGCAGUGGUUAAUAGUAAUACAAUAACAGUAGUGCAUAUACUGGACUAAAACUUUAGUGGAGAACUAUAUAUGAUCAAUUAACGUCAACGACAAAGGCAAAAAAAGUUGUUUAGAACAGAUGA